CCCCCCCCCUUAUUUCAAGCAUUACAUAAAUAAAAAGUUGCUUAUGGAACAAACGGAAUGGCGCAAACCGUAUACUUACAUUGACCAUUUGCAAGGUGCUAGUUCAUGUCUAGAAGAAACUGUGCAAAAGCUCGCAGCAUCGGUUAAUCUCCUAAAUACAUCGACACAAGGCUACAAUCGGUUACAUAGAGUGACACAAUUUGAAGUGCAUUCAGAAGUCAUUCCUGUCCAGGACAUUCGCUACGCACAGAGUGAACUUUACAGUAAGCGCUUGCCCGAAAUCGAGGCCUUGUUAACACGAGCCGAUGCCAGCAUCAAAGCACUUGAGAAGGAAGUACACGUGUGGGAGUCCAAGGUAGAGGAACAAAAUACACAUAUCAAGGCAUUGGAAGAACAGAUCGGACCGCAGGAACAGGAACAUCAACGAAAAAGACAACGAAAACACCCACAGCAGCAGCAGCAGCAGCAGCAGCAACAGCAACGGCCCUCAUCAUUGUCAUUCCAACCCUUACACAAUCUACAACAAAAGAAAAGAGCGUUUGAGCAGGAACUCGCGUCCUUGAAAACACGUGUCGAUCGGAAACGAGCAGAAUGUCAAAACCUUCAAACUGAAAGAGAUAAAGCUCAAGCAACAGCAGCAACUGAGGAGGCAACAGCAGCACAAGAAGAAGAAGAAGCUGCAGAGACAUCUUCCGCUAGUAGUGCUGUUGUGAAUCACGCGGUCUCUCAGACAAGUGACCAAACAAUGACAACAGAGGAGGAUGUCCAUACGCUCAAGCAGAUCAAGACGCUGUCCAAACUCCUUUUCCCUGCCGAAGCAUCCGCGAUGGUAGCACAACUACUGGAUCAACAUGUAAAAAUCGAAUAACCCCAUAAUAAUUUGAGAAAUGAAAUUGCGUAUGUAUAUAAAAAAAAACUUUGUAUUAUGUUACAGAUUAAAAUGAAAAAGAGCGAGAGAGGAGGAAAUGUGUGUGUGUGUGUGUAUGUGUUUGGAGAGAAAAAGGAGGCAAAUUAAUAGCGCUUGAUGAUAACGCGUUGUUCAGGAUCGUAUGUAUAGUGCUGGCGUU
Molecule: messenger RNA, 1067 nt
Organism: Zychaea mexicana
Lineage: Eukaryota; Fungi; Mucoromycota; Mucoromycetes; Mucorales; Lichtheimiaceae
Exons: 6
Coding region: 44-868 (274 amino acids)
Biological process (GO): attachment of spindle microtubules to kinetochore
Cellular component (GO): DASH complex; spindle microtubule
Source: RefSeq, a predicted model, not a curated record